CUCUUGACGGAUGAGCUGAAGGUUUUAUUUACCUACAUCGUGUGGGCGCCACACGCGGAACCAAACCUCGAAGGCGCCUUCCUCACAGAGUCUUCAAUCCAGACGCUCAUCGACGGUCGUUUCCACAGAGUGCCCAUCAUGACAGGAGUCACUUCCGGAGAAUCGGGUUACAAGAUAUUAAACAACACAGAGCAAAUCGAGACACUCAACAGCCGAUUCGUCGAGUCGGUGGUACCUUGUUUACACCUCCCGACUGCAGAGCAGCAACAAGUAGCAGCUCUGAAGCUGAGAGAGUUCUGCUUCGGCAACGAUACUAUCUCUACGGACGAUGGUGACUCUCUUGUGAACUUCAGAAAUGACAUGCUGUUUUUCGAGCCAACGGACGCGCUGGUGAGAAAAGUGACCGAGCUAACUGACACACCAGUGUUCUAUUACGAAUUCGACUAUCGCGGGGAGAUCGUCGGAUCUACGCACUGGGGGACGAAUCACGCUGGUGAUAUAUUUGUGCUCUUUGUGAGAGAUGAUACUGUAUAUAACCUGGAUCCAGAGUCAGAAGAAGAUCAAGUGCGCAGGAAUAUGGUUCGGUACUGGACCAACUUCGCUAAGUAUCGAAAUCCAACCCCAGAGGCGGAUCCUGUGAUCUGGGAGCCGUACGACAAUGUGACUCGUAGCUAUAUUCUGAUGCAGUCCAACUUCUCCCUCGCUCACAACAAAGACGCAGAGCGGAUGGACUUCUGGCAUCAGAACAUUCCGCUGCAACCUUACGCUGAAGACUCUUAGAAAAAUAUGGGGAGAUUCAUCGACAUAAUGCUUCCUGAGACGUCAGACGGAAUGUCUACUCCUAACUAGAUUAUAAUGUGUUCAAAAAUUAAUUAUUAUCAUUGAUUAGUAUCAUGUGAUUGCCUACUAUGAUGUUACCAAUAUGUAAA
Molecule: messenger RNA, 929 nt
Organism: Schistocerca americana (American grasshopper)
Lineage: Eukaryota; Metazoa; Arthropoda; Insecta; Orthoptera; Acrididae
Product: carboxylesterase 5A-like
Exons: 6
Coding region: 139-780 (213 amino acids)
Source: RefSeq, a predicted model, not a curated record